Oncorhynchus masou masou (cherry salmon) is the source of this 6287-nucleotide messenger RNA. RefSeq names its product potassium/sodium hyperpolarization-activated cyclic nucleotide-gated channel 1-like. Gene Ontology annotation, biological process: potassium ion transmembrane transport; sodium ion transmembrane transport; regulation of membrane depolarization. The record is from RefSeq and is a predicted model, not a curated record. Gene Ontology annotation, molecular function: voltage-gated potassium channel activity. NCBI's taxonomy places the organism in Eukaryota, Metazoa, Chordata, Actinopteri, Salmoniformes, Salmonidae. Gene Ontology annotation, cellular component: HCN channel complex; dendrite; axon.
AAUUGAUCAACAGUGGACUAGUGAAAAAAAUAUAUAUAUUUUGGGUUGGAUUUGUCCUUCAACGCACCCCUCUCUCUCUCUCUCUCUCUCUCUCUCUUUAUUUCCCUCCCUCGCGCAAUUCCCCGGUUGUGUUGGGGUGGAUGACGCGGCACCCAUACCUGUGCUGUGUGCUUCUUGCGCCGGCUGGGCGUGCAGCCUGGGGAAGGAAGGGUGAUGGGGAUGCGGCUGCCAUGGUAACAAGCCGAUUAGAUCCAGACCUUUGUGUGUAUUUAUUUAUUUAAUAUUUCAGUUGCGUGCUUGCGUGCCUGAGAGGUGACGGGCGUUUUGGAAGUCAGUCUGCAAUCGGAAUCAGAAUAUUAAGACUGGUGUCGCGUUCCUUUUGAGUUAUGAUUGGCCAUAGAAUUGCCUAUUUAAAUAUUUGGCUAUACCUUCUCAAGCUCAACAAGUUAUUCCGGUUGGAACAUGACUUCAUGGAUAUAAUUCAUUCAAGUGCACUUAAUUUCCUUGCAUGGUUUUAUUCAUCAAGAUUCGUCAAAAACAUGUAAACGAAACAUAGGUUUUGUUAAUCGUAAACGAAUAGGAUGGGCUCCAACGAUGUCGCUGUAACGGUCCAAGGAUGUCAUUGGGACUGACUGGAUAAGUGGAAGAGGAGGGGAAACGCGUCUGAAAUAGCAGAACAUUUAUCCGGGCGGGUUUGGAGACGUCACAUAUUCUGCACUUGCCCAGGUUGUCUGUUCUGUUUGUGUGUUUCCGAACUGAAUUCCGAAAAUAACCCUAAUGCUGACGCUAACAGCUUGUCUUGUUUUACGUGCCCGGACUAAGGGAAUAUUAGGCGAAUGUGGACUAAAUUGUGGGUACGACCACUUGCAUGUGUACUCUUGCUUAUGUUCGUGUCUGUGUGUGUAUCUCUGUCUAUGUUUGAAAGCGUGUUUCAGUAUAAAUCAGUGCGUGGGUGUGUCAGACUGUGUGCAAGUGUCUGUCUGUGGGUGUCUCGUGCCCGUUUGUGUCCGUUAAAACAAACCGACCCGUGCUGAUGAGUCUCACGUGUACUUGUCAUUCAUAGGUAGCCAACCACCCAAAACUACCACCUCUCAUCCACUGUCAAGAUGAACUCUUACAGAAUACUACCAUGUGUCGAUGAGAGCAAGAGGGAGACAUGUCCUUGACAACCAGAGAGGGAGGGUCAAAGAGCGACCUGCGUCAUUAUCCCUGAGAGAGAGACCAGGAAUUAGGUGCCAAUAUGCCUGGUGUGGAAACGCUGAGGGCGGCAGUAGAAAGGAGAAGGUGGGCCUCAGGCCAGGAGAACAAGGGAGGAUGGAGAGAUUUCGAUGAAGAAAAGCGAGCUGGGGAAAGGAGGAGAUAAGAGAAAGCACUGCCAUCAUAUUUUUGGAGUGACAAAUCUAUUGUUUUUACGUGGCAAACACCCAGAGGUGGGGUUAGGAUGCACAGAUCAGUGGAGAGGAGACAGAUCACUACAAGCCAUUGGAGAUUAUAAAAACUAUUUAAUCACCACCUUUCUCUUUCCCCAGACAGUCUUAGCUUGUAGCCUGUUAUUAGGCUCCUAGUUGAACAUUGACAGGACAUAUUGUCCCGUUUUGACAAUCUGAGAGUGACAGGUCUGAGAGUGACAGAGUGAAUCUGAGAGUGACAGGUUAUAUUGAUCUCCCUUUGCCUCCCUUCUCCCUGGUUAGGGGAUGGAUGGGGUGGCGGGAGGUGUUGGGCCCCCUGGCGGGGGUGAGGGUCGGCCGGGUCGUAGUGGAGGAGACUCUAAGAGGCGCAGUAAGGGCAGCCUGCCCUCCCCAGGGUACCGCCUCUCCCAGGCAUCGCUGGAGGGUGACAGGUCAGGGGUCGAGGGGUCCGGUUCUGGAGGGGGGCGACGGCGCCUCUCCAUCUUGAGUGCCACCAGAGACGGCCUCCCCUUCCGUUCAGCUGGCACCCCGACCACCCCUGUCCCCCUGCCCCCUCCUCCAGCCCCCUUCUCCUCCACCCAGCAGCGUUCUGUUGGCUUUUCCUCGUCACGCGCCGCCCUUGCCUCCACUUCCUCCUCCACUGGCACCGGAGUGGUCGUUGUAGCGUUGGGCCCGGAAACCACGACAACCACGGCUUGUAACACCGUGGCGGGCACGCCGGAGAUGGGAAGUCUGUCUGGGACGGGGGGCAUGGGGGGGUUUGGGAUGGGUCUAGACGGGGAGGACUACAGCUACUCCAACCAGUCCACCUUCAUCCAGAGACAGUUUGGAGCCAUGCUGCAGCCGGGGGUCAACAAGUUCAGCCUGCGCAUGUUUGGGUCCCACAAGGCCGUGGCCAUGGAGCAGGAGAGACUCAAAUCAGCAGGGGAGUGGAUCAUACACCCCUACAGCGACUUCAGGUUCUACUGGGAUCUGAUCAUGUUGUGUUUGAUGAUGGGGAACCUGAUCAUCCUGCCAGUAGGAAUCACCUUCUUUAAGGAUGAAAACACUCCUCCCUGGAUCAUCUUCAACGUAGUCUCUGAUACUCUCUUCCUGGUUGACCUGGUCCUCAACUUCAGGACCGGUAUCGUCAAGGAGGACAGCACUGAGAUACUGCUAGACCCCAAGGCUAUCCGUCAGCGCUACCUAAAGAGCUGGUUUGCGGUGGACUUUGUGUCGUCCAUCCCUGUGGACUACAUCUUCCUGAUGGUGGACUUGGAGGCCCGGCUGGACUCAGAGGUUUACAGGACGGCCAGGGCCCUCCGCAUCGUACGCUUCACCAAGAUCCUCAGCCUGCUACGCCUGCUGCGCCUGUCACGACUCAUACGCUACAUCCACCAGUGGGAGGAGAUCUUCCAUAUGACCUAUGACCUGGCCAGUGCCAUGGUGAGGAUAGUCAACCUGAUAGGCAUGAUGCUGCUGCUGUGCCACUGGGACGGAUGUCUACAGUUCCUGGUUCCCAUGCUGCAGGACUUCCCCCUGGACUGCUGGGUCUCCAAGAAUAACAUGGUGAAUGAUACGUGGGGAAUCCAGUACUCCUAUGCCCUUUUCAAGGCGAUGAGCCACAUGUUGUGUAUUGGCUACGGUGCCCAGGCUCCAGAGGGCAUGACAGACGUGUGGCUCACCAUGCUCAGUAUGAUCAUUGGUGCCACCUGCUAUGCCAUGUUCAUCGGCCAUGCCACCGCUCUCAUACAGUCCCUGGACUCCUCAAGACGACAGUACCAGGAGAAAUAUAAGCAGGUGGAGCAGUACAUGUCAUUCCAUAAGCUCCCUGCAGAUGUCCGUCAGAGGAUUCAUGAGUACUACGAGCAUCGCUUCCAGGGCAAGAUGUUUGACGAGGAGAACAUACUGGGUGAACUCAGCGAACCACUAAAGGAGGCGAUAGUUAGCUUUAACUGCCGUAGCCUGGUGGCUCACAUGCCGCUGUUUGCUAACGCGGACCCUAACUUUGUGACGGCAGUGCUGACCAAGCUUCGCUUCGAGGUGUUCCAGCCCAAUGACUUCAUCAUCCGUGAGGGCACGGUGGGACGCAAGAUGUACUUCAUUCAACACGGACGAGUUGGCAUACUCACCCGCGGAAACAAGGAGACCAAACUCAGUGACGGGUCCUACUUUGGGGAGAUCUGUUUGUUGACUCGGGGCCGGAGGACGGCGAGCGUCAGAGCAGAUACAUACUGUCGUCUCUACUCCCUCAGUGUGGACAGCUUCAACGAGGUCCUGGAGGAACACCCUAUGAUGAGGCGGGCCUUCGAGACGGUGGCCGUCGACCGGUUGGACCGCAUCGGUAGGAAGAACUCUAUCCUGAUGAGGAAGCCGUCCCAGGCGGGUUAUGGCGGGGGCAGCGGUUUGGGGCGUGGGGGUCGAGGAGGAGGGGGGGCGGGGCUAGGCAUGGGAGGGCUGGGCUCCUGUGACAGCAUGCUGGUUCAGCAGACCGUUAAACACGACAGCAUGCCAGCCAUGCAGGAGGCCAUCGCUGCUGCCGCUGCAGGAAGGGGAGGGGCCACGGGAGGAAGUGGUACGGUCUCCCCUAGGCCCCACCCACUGAUCUGGGCUCCACUGAUCCACGCUCCGCUCCAGACGGUGGCCGCUACGACUAACGUGUCCAUCGCCCUCAUGCACCAGCAGCAGCAGCAACAGCAGCUUCAACAUCAGCUACAGCAGCAACAUGCGCUAGGAGGCGCUAUAUUCCUCCCCUCCAUCUCUCCAUCGCCCUCCGUCUCCUUCCCCCUCUCCCCCCCGCGGCCCCCUGUCCUGCAGCCCCUGCGCCCCUCUGUGAGUUCCCUCAUUGGGAUGAUGGGAGUAGGAGGGAUGGCGGGGCUGUCCCCUAGAGGGUUUCCUGCCUUCCCCUCCCCCUCGCCCUUCCCCAUGGUCCCCCCGGGAGGUGUGAUAUCACCCCCUGUUGCUCAAACCCCACCCACACCGGCCUCCUCUGUUUCCACGUCGCUCCAAUUAGGAAAGACCCUGCACUACAGUCUCCACCUCCACCCGGAAAACUCUUCAGUAAUGUGUGGAACCCCAGGAAUCCCCAAGGUAGGAGGGGCCACCACAACCCAUCUGUUCUACCACGUGAAUCCAACUGCAGCCACCAGUGUCAUGUCAGACACUUGCAGUUCCAUGGCUGGCCAGCAUGGGGCCAAGGAGGCGCUAUUGCGUCACGGAGGCAGCAGCAACCAGGGCCUGCCUGCACUUGGGAGGCUCACCCAGGAGGCCAGGCUCCUCUCCGCCUCGCAGCCCACCCUGCCUCAUCGAUCCUGGGCAAGCAUGCAGCCUCACCCCUCUCUCCAGCGGAAGGCCUCUGGAGGUAACCUGCUGCCAGCCUCGUUCCUGGCUGGGAUGCAGCUAGCCAGGGGUGGCAGUGUGGGGGUGUUGACUACUCCCCUACCAGUACAAGUCUCAGCACAACGGUUACAGAUGCCCCCAUUCAAUGCACAGAUACAAGCACAUAACCUGGGCUCUGUACAGCCCAUCCCUGAUCAUGUCUCUACACACUGCCCUGCACACACACACACAGCCACACACACACAUACUGUCGCUGUACCUGCAGCCACACCCACAUCAGCUUCUCCCCUGGCCUCCUACACCCCCUCCUCUGCUCCCACUCCUUUCUCCCUCAUCCCAGCCCUGCCACUGACCCCUCGCCCCAAACCCACCCCUACACCCCCAUCUUGCUCCUCCUCUCCUCCCCCCUGCUCCAUCCCUCCCUCUUCCGGAACUACUCCACUCACCUCAACCCCUCGCCCCAAACCCAUCCCUACACCUCCCCUGUGCUCUUCUUCCCCCUCUCCCUCCUCCACUCCCCCUCCCUCCUCUGUCAGUGCCCCUCUCUCACUUCCACAAACCCAUGGGCGCAAGUCCUCUCUCGCGUCCCCCUCUCCCCCCUCCUCUUCCCUACCUUCCUCUCCCACUCUUCUUCAGAGCCCCCUAAUCAAGCCCUCCCCUACACCCCCCUCUCCUUACCCUCUAUCUGGGCCCACCCCUACCCCCUCUAAAGCCUUUACCCCUAUCCAGACUCGUACCCCUACCCCUACCCUCUCUCAACACUCCAAUCGUCCCUCUACCCCUAUUUCUACUCCUGUUCCCAUUCAGAGCCAAACCCUAACUGCAACCCCCAUCCCAGCCCCCACCCCAGCCUCCACUCCCACCCCAGCCUCCACUCCCACCCCAGUCCCCACCCCAGCCUCCACUCCCACCCCAGCCUCCACUCCCACCCCAGCCCCCACCCCAGCCUCCACUCCCACCCCAGCCUCCACUCCCACCCCAGUCCCCACCCCAGCCUCCACUCCCACCCCAGCCUCCACUCCCACCCCAGCCUCCACUCCCAUCCCAGCCCCCACCCCAGCCUCCACUCCCACCCCAGCCUCCACUCCCACCCCAGCUCCAAAGCUGACCGCAGCCGUAACACCUGUCCAAACCUCCACUACCACCCUCCCACCCACUCAGUUGGUCCCAGGACCUGCCACCUCCCUCCCUCAAACCUCUUGCCCCCCAGCCACCUCUGCCCCCUCCGCCUCCCCCAAGGGGGACCUUCAACCUGCCCCGCGAGUCUCUAUAACAACAUGCCCACCUCGGCCCUCCUUCCCUCCCACCUCGCUACGACAGACACUGCCGCUGGCCUAUCGCACCGUGGCCGACCCCUGUGCCCUGCCCACCCCAGCGGUCCCUCUCCAGCCCCGCCAGAGCCAAUCCGCGGCGGGGUGUAAAGUAGGGCAAGCCGCUUCCUGGUUCAAGGAGGAGCUGCCUGGAGUUGGAAUGGGCCAGCGGAAACAACUGCUCCUGACCCCCCCCCCCCCCCGGUCCUUACCGGGGUUACGGGAGGACUACGUCAUGGGUAUUCGGUAA